Messenger RNA from Fonticula alba, 1258 nucleotides. RefSeq lists its product as hypothetical. Gene Ontology annotation, molecular function: GTPase activator activity. NCBI's taxonomy places the organism in Eukaryota, Rotosphaerida, Fonticulaceae. Gene Ontology annotation, biological process: COPI coating of Golgi vesicle. The transcript is spliced from 4 exons. The record is from RefSeq and is a predicted model, not a curated record. Bases 1 to 1158 code for a protein of 385 amino acids.
AUGAAGCUCCACAUCGAUGUGUUCGACUUGACCAAUGUCAAGACCGACAAAGCUCGGCGCUUGGUGAUCGACACCGAAUGGACCAUCGACCGGGUGCGGGUGGAGGCAUACGCCGCGGCACUGGUCCUGCCGCCGCUGUUCGACGACGGCCGCCACCGUGACCAGGCCUCCCUGCAGGAGGCCCUGCGCCACACGGUCGGCAUUUUCGGCAUCCAGCUGUGGGCCCGGUCAACCCCGAGCAUGGAAAUCACCAACAUGCAGCAGCUCACCCUGCUGAUGGACAAGUCGGUGCUGGUAACCUUCGGCGGUCGGCCCGGGACCCAGCAGCCGGCCGCCGUGGCCCGACAGAUCGCCGCCAUGGGGGUCAAUACCCGGCUUCGGCCCGAUGGCCGGGCCCCCACCGACCCGGUGUCGGCUCCCUGCUCGCCGGUGCUGGAGGUGCCGCCCGGGCCGCCCGGCGGCUUGGGCCUGGCUCCAGGCUUCGCCCCGCCCCCCGGUCCGCCGGGCAGCGGGUUCACCUCGGCCCCGGUGUCGCCACUGGCGCCGGCCGGGGUCGGCGGCCGCGCCGGGUCCACCGCCGCCGCACUUGGCUUCGGCGAGCCGCCGCCGCCGCCGCCGCCGGCCGGUGCGCCGCGGCCCAUGGCUGGCUUUGGCGGCCCCCCGCCGGGCCCCCCGGGGCCGGGCUUCCACUCGUUGCAGGAGAUCACCAACAUGACCCCCUUCAAGCGGGGCCAGCUGCUGCUGAAGCUCCGCGACCAGGAUCCCUCGAAUAAGACCUGCGUCGACUGUGACACCGACGAGACCGAGUGGGCGGCCACCUCGCACGCGGCCUUCAUCUGCAUCCACUGCGCGGGGCGCCACCGGCAAGUGGGUGCUGCCUUGACCGCCUGUCGAUCGGUCUCCCUCGACUCCUGGACCCCGCAGAUGAUCUUCCUUGUGCAGAUUGGUGGCAACGGCCGCUUCCGGCGGCUCCUGGACUCUCUGUCGGACCUGCCGCGGAAACAGCUCGGCUUCAAUCAGGGCCUGGAGCCCUUCCAGGAGCGCUAUUCCCACGCCAGUGUCCAACAGUACAAGGCCCGGUUGAAGGCCGAGCUUGAUGAGCUCAGCCACCUCGACGGGCCCGCCAUCGCUGUCCGCUUCUCUCAGCUGGCUGAGUAGCUCCGGGAGCAAGAUGGCCCAUCCACGGUCCGGCCCCCGUUCCCCGUCGGCUGGCGGGGUGCUAGGCCACCACUCACAAAUACACACCCGCCUUUUCUCC